This is a messenger RNA of Aureobasidium vineae, 3228 nucleotides long. Lineage: Eukaryota; Fungi; Ascomycota; Dothideomycetes; Dothideales; Saccotheciaceae. The record is from the annotation of a GenBank genome assembly.
AUGUCGAUUCUUCCCGCAGAGACGCACAGCGCACUGAGCCAGCUGCUGCAAGGUCUCCAAGCGGCCGACAACAACAUCAGAAGCCAGGCCGAGGAACGUCUGUCGACAGAAUGGGCCCAGUCCAAGCCCGACGUGCUGCUCAUGGGCCUCGUUGAGCAAAUUCAGAUGGCCGACUCUCCCACUGCCCAAUCAUUCGCCGCUGUCCUGUUCCGUCGCAUGUCAUCGCGCACCUCCAAGGACUCUGCUGGCCAGUCGCGCGAGCUGUUCCUCACUCUGCAAAAGCCUCAACGAGAUGCCAUCCGUACCCUUCUGCUACAAGGCAUGGCCGCACCCACAGUUGUCGCACAUCCUUCACUUCGCAACAAGGUCGGUGAUGCUGUCGCCGAGAUCGCCAGACAAUACACGGAUGAAGACGUCUUCAACGACGAUAGCUCCAGAGACACAUGGGCCGAUCUCCUGGCCGCUUUGUUCCAGGCCAGCCAAUCGCCUGAUGCUGGUCAGCGUGAGACAGCUUUCAGAAUCUUUGCCACUACUCCUGGAAUCAUCGAGAAGCAACAUGAGGAGGUUGUCUUGAGCUCCUUCACCAAAGGCUUCAAAGACGACGAUGUCGCUGUUCGACUGGCCGCCAUGGACGCCUUUGCAUCUUUCUUCCACUCAAUCAACAAGAAGUCCCAAGUCAAGUACUACCCCUUGAUUUCUGACAUCCUCAACAUCCUCCCUCCGCUCAAAGACGUGUCAAACUCGGACGACCUUACCAAGGCCUUGGUUGCCAUGAUCGAUCUUGCCGAAGCCGCCCCCAAGAUGUUCAAGCCUCUGUUCAACGAACUCGUCAAGUUCAGUAUCACCGUCAUCCAGGACAAGGACCUUGACGACAAGACCAGACAGAACGCUUUGGAACUCAUGGCCACCUUCGCCGAUUACAGCCCCCAGAUGUGCCGCAAAGACCCCAAUUACACCCCUGAUAUGGUCACUCAGUGCCUGUCCCUCAUGACAGAUGUUGGCGCUGAUGACGACGACGCCGAAGACUGGUGCACCACAGAAGAUCUCGACUUGGACGAGGCUGACAUGAAUCACGUUGCUGGUGAGCAGACUAUGGAUCGCCUCGCAAACAAGUUGGGUGGUCAGGCCAUCCUUCCUCCUACCUUCCAAUGGCUGCCCCGCAUGAUCGAGUCGGGUGCUUGGAGAGACCGCCACGCUGCCCUUAUGGCCAUCUCGGCCAUUUCAGAGGGUUGUCAAGAACUCAUGGAGAGCGAACUCCAGCAGGUUCUUGACCUUGUCCUUCCCAGACUCAACGACCCUCACCCUCGAGUCAGAUGGGCUGCUUGCAAUGCUCUGGGACAGAUGAGCACCGACUUCAAGGGCAUUAUGCAGACCAACUUCCACCAGAUCGUACUCCCUGCCCUAGUCGAGUCUCUGAAAUCUGACCAACCUCGUGUCGCAUCCCACGCUGCCGCCGCGCUUGUCAACUUCUGCGAAGAGGCCGAGCGUGAGAUCCUGACCCCCUACCUUGAUGGUCUUUUCACCAACCUCUUCAACCUCUUACGCAACACCAAGACCCGCUAUGUCCAGGAGCAAGCCUUGUCAACUAUCGCCACAGUUGCCGACUCUGCCGAAGCCGCGUUUGCCAAGUACUACAGCGAUCUGAUGCCUCUUCUGUUUAAUGUCUUGCAGACCGAUCAGUCCAAGGAGAACCGCUUGCUCAGAGCCAAGGCCAUGGAGUGUGCUACUCUGAUCGCACUCGCUGUUGGUAAGGAGCGCAUGGGCAACGACGCACUUCAACUUGUCCAGAUCCUUGGCAGCAUUCAACAAGGCAUUACAGAAUCAGAUGACCCUCAAGCUUCAUACCUGUUGCACUGCUGGGGCCGUAUGUGCCGUAUCUUGGGCGCAGACUUCCUUCCCUACUUGCCUGCUGUCAUGCCUCCGCUGUUGGAGCUGGCCAAGGCAAAGGCCGACAUUCAGCUUCUUGACGACGAAGACAACCUCGAGCAGGAGGAGGGAUGGGAGCUUGUUCCUCUCAAGGGCAAGUACAUUGGCAUCAAGACUAGCACUCUCGAUGACAAGCACAUGGCUAUUGAACUCAUUGUCGUCUAUGCCCAGCACUUGGCCGCAAGCUUCGAGAACUACGUCCUGGAUAUCAUGGAGAACAUUGCCAUUCCUGGUCUUGCCUUCUUCUUCCACGACCCUGUUCGCCAGGCCGCUGCAAAGUGUGUCCCUCAACUCCUCAACUGCUACAAGCUCGCCCACGGCCUCCAAUCACCACAAUUCCGCCAGCUCUGGACAACGACCAUCGCCAAGGUGCUCGAGGUCCUCGAGACCGAGCCCGCUAUCGAGACUCUGGCCGAGAUGUACCAGUGUUUCUACGAAUCCGUCGAAGUCUGUGGCAACGGUUGCUUGAGCCCGGACCACAUGGCAGUCUUCAUCAACUCAGCCGAGGGCGUCCUCAAGGAUUACCAAACUCGUGUCAACGAACGACUUGAGGAAGCCAAUGAGCGCGAGGACGGCGAUGAGGUUAGCGAGGAGACUCUUUUCGCCAUCGAGGACGACCAAACCCUGCUCUCCGACAUGAACAAAGCCUUCCACACCAUCUUCAAGCACCACAGUACUACUUUCCUACCCUUCUGGCAAAAGCUUAUGCCCUACCUCGACCAGGCACUCGUGAACCAGGACCCCACACAAAGACAAUGGGCACUGUGCAUCAUGGACGAUGUUUUGGAGUUCUGCGGUCCCGAUUCGUGGGCGUUUGAGAGCCACAUUGUGCAGCCGCUGGUUGAUGGUAUGCAAGACGAUGUCCCUGCCAACAGACAAGCUGCAACAUACGGCGCUGGCGUUGCAGCACACAAGGGUGGUGCACCAUGGUCAGACUUUGCCAAUGCCAGUCUGCCGCUGUUGUUCCAAGCAACCCAAAGACCGGACGCCCGUACCGGUGACCACGUGUUUGCAACCGAGAACGCUUGUGCCAGUAUUGCCAAGAUCCUCCACUUCAACAGCAGCAAGGUCACCAACAGCCAGCAAGUUGUUGAGGCUUGGAUAGGAACGUUGCCUGUCGUCAACGAUGAAGAGGCCGCUCCCUAUGCCUACUCUUUCCUGGCACAGCUUAUCGACCAAACCGCACAACAGGUUGUGCAGUCGGCCAAGGCUCUCGUCACCAUGGCCAACUUGGACGCCAACCAGCUUCUGGCUGAGAUGUCGCCAGAGGUUCAGCACGCCGUUCGCGCCUUCUUUGGUUAA